This is a messenger RNA of Dunckerocampus dactyliophorus (ringed pipefish), 567 nucleotides long. Its product is annotated as gastrotropin-like. Lineage: Eukaryota; Metazoa; Chordata; Actinopteri; Syngnathiformes; Syngnathidae. Bases 112 to 495 code for a protein of 127 amino acids. Gene Ontology annotation, biological process: fatty acid transport. The record is from RefSeq and is a predicted model, not a curated record. Gene Ontology annotation, cellular component: nucleus; cytosol. The transcript has 4 exons. Gene Ontology annotation, molecular function: fatty acid binding.
AUGCAGACGAGGGAGGCGGCGAGAGGUAUAUAAACAAGAACGUCUUCGUCUCAGCACCUUGCUUUCCUCUCAGCUUGCCUCAGCACCUCCUGACACACCACCAGCACCACCAUGGCCUUUGCCGGAAGAUGGGAAACUGAAACCCAGGAGGGAUACGAUGCCUUCUGCAAGCUUCUUGGUAUCCCUGCUGACAUCAUUGAGAAGGGCCGUGACUACAAGCUGAUCACAGAGGUGACCCAGGAUGGAAACGACUUCUCCUGGACUCAGGUCUACCCGACCAACGCCAAGGUCACCAACAAAUUCACAGUUGGCAACGAGUGCGACAUGGAGACCAUCGGAGGAAAGAAGUUCAAGGCCACAGUGUUGAUGGAGGGAGGCAAGCUGUGCGUCACCUUCCCCAACUAUCACCACACCUCCGAGAUCAGCGGAGGGAAGCUCAUUGAGACGUCCACGGCCGGGUCUGUCGUGCUGAAGAGAACCAGCAAGAAGCUCUAAGGGCUUGGAGACCUCGUGCGGGUCCGCUUGCAACAGACACCUCAGGGCGACGCACUGCAGCCAAUAAAAAAG